AUGUCUAAGAGAAGGUACUUGGCCACUGUACUGGGUCAGUACUUGGCCACCCUGCUGUGUCAGUACUUGGCCACACUACUGCACCAGUACUUGUCCACCCUACUGGGCCAGUACUUGGCCACCCUACUGGGUCAGUACUUGGCCACCCUACUGGGCCAGUACUUGGCCAUCCUACUGGGUCAAUACUUGGCCACCCUGCUGGGCCAGUACUUGGCCACCCUACAGGGCCAGUACUUGGCCACCCUACUGGGCCAGUACUUGGCCACCCUACUGGACCAGUACUUGGCCAUCCUACUGGGCCCUAACUUGGCCAUCCUCUGGCUAAGUACUUGGCCACUGUACUGGGCCAGUACUUGGCUAUCCUACUGGGCCAGUACUUGGCCAUCCUACUGGCUAAGUACUUGGCCACCCUACUGGCUAAGUACUUGGCCACCCUACUGGCUAAGUACUUGGCCACCCUACUGGCUAAGUACUUGGCCACCCUACUGGCUAAGUACUUGGCCACCCUACUGGCUAAGUACUUGGCCACUCUACAGGCUAAGUACUUGGCCACCCUACUUUGCCAUUACUUGGCCACCCUACAUGGCCAGUACUUGGUCACCCUACUGGGCCAGUAGUUGGCCACCCUACUGGGCCAGUACUUGGCCACCCUACUGGGCCAGUACUUGGCCACCCUACUGA
Molecule: messenger RNA, 681 nt
Organism: Physella acuta
Lineage: Eukaryota; Metazoa; Mollusca; Gastropoda; Physidae
Source: RefSeq, a predicted model, not a curated record